CAAAACACGUCUUAACAGUGGUGACGUCGACUCGAUCAAAUCCAGAACAAGCCUUCGCCCGCCCCUCUGCUCUUCGUCCCGAAUUCUCCAUCAAAAUCCGAGCCUCCAUAGCCCAAUCCCACUAAUUUCAAAACCCUAAAAUAAAACCAUGAGCAGCUCCAUUCACCUCUCCUCCAUCAACCCAAUUAGUUUUCGCCAUUCUAACCGUCAAGUUUUGUCCCCAUUAGCCUGCCUUAACGUGGACGUCCGAGAACCAGAUUCUGGCUCAUCCAAGCCGCCGGCUUUAAGACAAAAUGCUCAAAGGGCUAAAGAGACUAUAGAGGAGGAGAAAAGAGUUUUGGUGGGGACCUAUGCUAGAGCCCCUGUUGUGUUCUCCAGCGGCAAAGGUUGUAAAUUGUAUGACGUUGAAGGUCGAGAGUAUUUGGAUUUGAGCUCUGGGAUUGCUGUUAAUGCACUUGGCCAUGGUGAUCCUGAUUGGCUGCGGGCGCUUACUGAGCAAGCAAACACCCUUACCCAUGUCAGCAAUAUAUAUUACUCUGUUCCACAGGUUGAACUUGCUAAGCGUUUGGUUGCUAGCUCAUUUGCUGAUCGUGUUUUCUUUACGAACUCUGGCACGGAAGCAAAUGAAGCUGCAAUAAAAUUUGCAAGGAAAUUUCAGAGAUCUUUGCACCCGAGCGAAGAACAGCCACCUGUGGAGUUCAUAGCCUUCAGCAACUGCUUCCAUGGAAGGACUAUGGGAGCUCUUGCUUUAACAAGCAAGGAACAUUACCGGAUUCCUUUUGAACCAGUGAUGCCUGGAGUCAGCUUUUUGGAAUAUGGUGAUACCCAAGCAGCAACAAAGCUGAUAAGUAGUGGCAAGAUUGCAGCUGUUUUUGUAGAACCUAUCCAGGGUGAAGGUGGUAUAUACAGUGCCACAAAGGAGUUUUUAAAAGCAUUGCGUACAGCCUGUGACAGUGCUGGGGCUCUUCUUGUUUUUGAUGAGGUUCAAUGCGGCCUAGGAAGGGCUGGUUAUCUUUGGGCUCAUGAAGCGUAUGGCAUAUAUCCAGAUAUGAUGACUCUUGCCAAACCCCUUGCUGGCGGUCUACCAAUUGGGGCUGUGCUAACAUCUGAAAGAGUUGCUGGGAGCAUUAAUUUUGGAGAUCAUGGUAGCACUUUUGCUGGCAAUCCUCUUGUCUGCAGUGCUGCAAUUGCUGUGCUGGAUAAAAUCUCAAAACCUGGGUUUUUGGCCAGUGUCUCCAAGAAAGGCAAAUAUUUUAAAGAGUUGUUAGUUAAGAAAUUAGGGGGAAAUGCACAUGUGAAAGAGUUACGGGGCUUAGGGCUUAUCAUCGGGAUAGAGCUGGACGUAUCAGCCUCACCACUUGUUGAUGCAUGUCGACAAUCUGGUCUUCUCAUACUCACUGCAGGGAAAGGCAAUGUCGUUAGGCUUGUCCCUCCAUUAGUUAUAUCAGAGCAAGAACUAGACACUGCUGCUGAUGUCUUGCUCGAUUGUCUGCCAGCUCUUGAUGGAAUUGAAUUGAAGUAGCUAGAAACUGAUGAGAGCUUUAAGUUAUUUGUUAUAUGCUGGCUUGUGUAUGGUUAAUGGAGCCCUGUCGGUGUGGUAAUAUACGCUAGCCACUGUCUUGUAUCAGUUGUAUGUGCUAUUCUCUACUUGAAUAUUACCUGACCACGAGGCCGUCAGUUCUAGUUGAGACAAGGAAAAGUCGCGCUGCUUAAUUUCUCUAA
Coffea eugenioides is the source of this 1722-nucleotide messenger RNA. RefSeq names its product acetylornithine aminotransferase, mitochondrial. The record is from RefSeq and is a predicted model, not a curated record. NCBI's taxonomy places the organism in Eukaryota, Viridiplantae, Streptophyta, Magnoliopsida, Gentianales, Rubiaceae. Gene Ontology annotation, biological process: arginine metabolic process. The coding region runs from base 149 to 1522 and encodes 457 amino acids. The transcript is spliced from 3 exons. Gene Ontology annotation, molecular function: pyridoxal phosphate binding; identical protein binding; transaminase activity. Gene Ontology annotation, cellular component: chloroplast stroma.